This is a messenger RNA of Cucurbitaria berberidis CBS 394.84, 366 nucleotides long. RefSeq lists its product as uncharacterized. The transcript has a single exon. The coding region runs from base 1 to 366 and encodes 121 amino acids. The record is from RefSeq and is a predicted model, not a curated record. Lineage: Eukaryota; Fungi; Ascomycota; Dothideomycetes; Pleosporales; Cucurbitariaceae.
AUGGGCAAGCGUCACAACAGAAAGCGGACCAGAAGCCGCCCGCGACAUCGCGACAGCGUCAACAUGCAAUCAAAAAACCAUACUCGAAGCGUCUCAGUCGAUACAACCUCUUCCACUUCAACAAUACAUUCUUCUAUUCAACCUUCGCCCUAUCCUACUGCACACUUGCCGGCGGACCACUGGCACCAAACCUAUUUCGCAUGGCAGAACCGGCUCCGGGAAGAGCAAGAGCGGAACCAGGAGGUGGAGGUGCAGCGUCUUCGGAUCUUUGGUGGUGAACCAGGUGACGAAGUAAGCCUUCUUGAGCCAAUGAUGAAAGUGGUUACGGAUCUUUUUGACGGGUUCACCGACUACGAAGAUCCGUGA